Colletotrichum destructivum is the source of this 1437-nucleotide messenger RNA. Its product is annotated as Putative isocitrate dehydrogenase NAD-dependent, isocitrate/isopropylmalate dehydrogenase. The coding region runs from base 44 to 1339 and encodes 431 amino acids. The transcript is spliced from 4 exons. Gene Ontology annotation, biological process: tricarboxylic acid cycle; isocitrate metabolic process. The record is from RefSeq and is a predicted model, not a curated record. Gene Ontology annotation, cellular component: mitochondrion. Gene Ontology annotation, molecular function: NAD binding; magnesium ion binding; isocitrate dehydrogenase (NAD+) activity. NCBI's taxonomy places the organism in Eukaryota, Fungi, Ascomycota, Sordariomycetes, Glomerellales, Glomerellaceae.
UCGCACCGUUGCUAGCUACUACCGAGGACACUUAUAAGUACAUAUGCCCCCCCCACUAGCCCCAUGCAGCUUUGUCUCUGAUCUUAAAAUUCCCGUCCCCCGACGAAACCUUUUCCCGACCAUCCACCACUAUCUAUCUUCACGCAUCUUGCAAUCCUCCAGGACCGCAUUUCCUCGCACCUCAGUCACAAUGCUGGCCGCCCGUACUUUCGCUGCGCCCCUCCGGCAACAGUGCAUGCGCGCUGCUCCCCGCGCUGCCGCUGUUUCUCAGUUCCAGAACUCCAGAUUUUACUCGAGCGAGCGUGUCGCCAAGUUCCACGGUGUCAAGGACUCCAACGGCAACUACCCGGUCAGUUUGAUUGAGGGUGACGGUAUCGGUCCCGAGAUUUCCCAGGCCGUUAAGGACAUUUUCGCCGCGGCGAAAGCUCCCGUCACCUGGGAACCCGUCGAUGUCACCCCCAUCCUUAAGGACGGCAAAACUGCCAUCCCCGAUGCCGCCAUCGAGAGCAUCAAGCGCAACAAGGUUGCCCUUAAGGGACCCCUCGCCACCCCCAUUGGCAAGGGUCACGUCUCUCUGAACCUCACCCUCCGCCGCACCUUUAACCUGUUCGCCAACCUGCGCCCCUGCCGCUCUGUCGCCGGCUACAAGACUCCUUACGACAACGUCGACACAGUCCUGAUCCGCGAAAACACCGAGGGUGAAUACUCGGGCAUCGAACACGUCGUUGUUGAUGGUGUCGUGCAGUCCAUCAAGCUUAUUACCCGCGAGGCUUCCGAGCGCGUCCUACGCUUCGCCUUCCAGCAGGCCCAGGAAAUCGGCCGCAAGAAGGUCCGCGUCGUCCACAAGGCCACCAUCAUGAAGAUGUCCGACGGUCUCUUCCUCAAGACUGGCCGCGAGGUCGCCAAGGACUACCCCGAUAUCGAAUUCGACGCCGAGCUGCUCGACAACACCUGCUUGAAGAUGGUCACUGACCCUCUCCCCUACAACGACAAGGUCCUCGUCAUGCCCAACUUGUACGGUGAUAUUCUCUCCGACAUGUGCGCCGGUCUGAUUGGUGGCCUCGGCCUCACCCCGUCCGGCAACAUCGGUGACGAGUGCUCCAUCUUCGAGGCCGUCCACGGUUCUGCUCCCGACAUCGCCGGCAAGGGCUUGGCUAACCCAACUGCCCUGUUGCUCAGCUCCAUGAUGAUGCUGCGCCACAUGAGCCUCGGCGAGUACGCCGACAGAAUUGAGAAGGCUGCUUUUGAUACCCUUGCGGAAGGAAAGGCUCUGACCGGAGACCUGGGCGGCAACGCCAAGACCCAUGAGUUCGCCGGCGCCAUCAUUUCUAAGUUGUAGAUACCUACCUGUAGAUUGUACGAUCAUAGACAACGGACUUUCUUUUCAUUGCGUUAGCUACGGUCGUUCAAUAAGUUUAUAGAUCUGGAGUCAGUUUU